Molecule: messenger RNA, 1769 nt
Organism: Paramecium primaurelia
Lineage: Eukaryota; Ciliophora; Oligohymenophorea; Peniculida; Parameciidae
Source: the annotation of a GenBank genome assembly
AUGUAAAAGGUUAAUAAUAAGCUAAAUCUUUUAAGAGAAUUGAUGGCUUUAAAGUAUAUUGAAGCAUAUAUAGUACUUCAUUAUGAUACUCAUGAUGUAAACUUAAGUGUUUAAAUAAUAGUCUGAGUAUACUUCUGACUCAAAUUAACGAUUAGCUUUUAUCUCUGUAUUUGAUGAAUCUGCAGGUGUAAGAUUGAAUCACUAAAACUAUAUCUUAUUUAUGGACAGAUUCAACUUACCAUUUGUAAGCUGAAAAACAAUUAGAAAAAUGGAUGGGAAUUACAAAAAUUGGAACCUGCAUGGAAGUUAUGUUUGAAAGGAUAAACAAUAGGUUAUGAUCCUCUAUUGAUUAGUCAUAGUAUUAUUUUCUUAUUAUAAAAAGUGUUUAGAAAAUCAAGCACAACCUCAUUGUGGAAUGUAAAUCUUAAGGCAAUCAAUUAAAAUUUAAUAGAUUUAAUAUAGACAAAUAAAACUUAAGAUUCACUAUCAUUGUUCAUGAUUUGGAGUAUAUCCAAAAAUAAAAAGAUUUCUUAAAUAUUUUAAAAUCUGUAAUAGAAAAAAGCAAAAUAUAUUCUAAUUUUCAAAUUAGAAUAAAAUAGGAUGGGUUUUAAAUUUAAGAGGAAAAGAUAUAAAACUUAAUCCUUUAUUUAAGAGCUAUUUAUAUUUAAGAGAUGAUUAUAAAGAAAUAUAAUAUAUUAAUCCAGUUUAAGUUAAUGAGUAAGUGAAACAGUAUUCGACUGAUAAUAAAAUUGAAAUAAAACCUAUUUUUAGAUGUAUUUAAUGAUAAUUUCAUCAAUUCAGCGGUAAUUCCUCUAGAAAUCAAUGAUAGAUUAAUAAAUUAAGUUGUAUGUCUAAUAGAAUUGCUUAAAGCUAUAAAAAAUAAAAGAGAAAUAUAAGAAUAUAAGGAAUCACAUAUAAGAGUUGGUGAAUCCAUUAUUUAUGAUGGCUUGAGAAAUAAUCAUUAAAUGGUGAAAUUUUGGAUAAAUACUAAGCAGCUGAAGUAUUUGGCUUAAUAUCGUUUUAAAUAAAAUAAUAAUAUGGGAUUAUCAUCCGAUUCUAUUUCUAGUAGUGGAGCUAAUGCUGCUAUAGUUCAUUAUCAUUCAACUUAAAAUAAUAAAUCUAUAAUAAAUCCUAAUUAUAUUUAUUUGAUUGAUUCAGGUGGUCAAUAUUUAGAUGGAACUAAUAAUUUCACUAAAAACAUAUCAUUUCAAAUAACCAACAAUAGAAGAAAAGAAUGUUUAUAAAAGAGUACUUCUAGGCAAUUUAGAUAUAGAAAGAUUGAUAUGGCCAAAGAAAAGUAAGAUUCAUGGAAGAGAUAUGGAUGUAUUAGCAAGAAGAUGGUUAUGGGAAGUUAAUUUAGAUUAUGGACAUGGUACUGGUCAUUGAGUUGGAUAUUUAUUUUAAUGUACAUGAAGGACCUCAUAGAAUUAAUAAAUAUAGAUCUUAAGUAUUCCAACCUGGUAUGAUUGUAUCUAAUGGUAAAAUACAUUAAUUAAUUAUUUUUAGAGCUUGGAUAUUAAGAAGAAGGGAAGUUUGGUAUAAGAAUUGAGAAUCUAAUCUUAUGUGUUUAAGUUAAUGAUCAAUAUUUAGGAUUUGAAAAUCUCAUUUAUUGUUCAUAUGAUAGAAAUCUAACCAAUUUAGAUUUAUUAAGUUCUAGAGAUAGAAAUUAUAUUGAUUAGUAUCAUUAUCUGGUUAGAAAUAACUUAUAACCUUUGAUGAAAGAAUAUAAAGGCAAAGAUUGGCUAUUGAAAAUAAUAGAACCUUUAUGA